CAGUUCUAAUUUGUUGAUAAAGAGAUCAAAACUGAAUAAAACGUUAUCGAAAGAUUAAAAAUAAUAUAAAACGGGUGUGGUUACCCUAUAUCGGUCUAGUUCUUUUAUUUUAUCUAAGUUUAGAUUUCAAGAUGAAGCUAAUACUUUUUGGUAUUGUUGUAUUGUUAUAUUUUAUAUACUGUACUGAAGAGGGUAGUGCACUAAACUGCUAUCAGUGCCAAGCGAAGGUUGGAAAUGGGUCUGACUGCGAAAGUGGGAAAAGUGAUUCUAAUACUACUUGCCAGUCUUCUCCAGACAGCAAUGAGACACUUGCUUGUUUCUCUAUAGUAGUAAAUGAGAGUAUCGCAUUAAACUGCUAUCAAUGCAGAGCCCAGCUUGGAAAUGGAUCUAACUGCGAAAGUGGGAAGGAUAUGGAUCCAGCUUGGAAAGUUAAUUGCUUCCCCCCUAUAAGCACUAACAAGACAGUUGCUUGUGUAGCUGGUGUAAGGAAUAAUACUAUUAUAAGAGAUUGCGGAAACACCAAUACAUGCAAUGAAAAAGUACCAUCUGGAUAUUAUAUAAAAUGGUGUAAAAAUUGUACUACCGACUUAUGUAACACUCAGACUUCUUCUGUUUCUAUUAUUACACCAACUUUAUUAACUCCAAUCAUUAUUUUUACAGCAGUACUAACUUACUUUUAAUUAUAAUUUUUAAAACACAUUUGUAGAAUUUUUUUAACUAAAAAUAAAAACAGUUUCUUUUUA
Molecule: messenger RNA, 743 nt
Organism: Diabrotica virgifera virgifera (western corn rootworm)
Lineage: Eukaryota; Metazoa; Arthropoda; Insecta; Coleoptera; Chrysomelidae
Exons: 4
Coding region: 132-680 (182 amino acids)
Source: RefSeq, a predicted model, not a curated record